CUGGAUUGUUAAGUGGAACGUCCCCAUUUAUUAACCCACGUGACACUAAUACUGAAUGGGAAGCUAUUAAAAGUCUUAUUGCAAUUCUUGAACUAUUUGCAAAGGCAACAGAUCUUUUAAGAGGCAGUAAAUAUACAACAGUAAGUUUUAUAUAUAGUGCAAUUAAUAUGAAAACUAAUAGUCUUAUACUUACUGAUAAUCUUAAACUAUGGGAAGUAAAUUAUAAAGAUAAUAAAAGUGUUUUUGAUAAUACUAAUUUAAAUGAAGAUCAAACAGAUAAUAUCAAGUCUAUAAAUCUUCAAAAACAACUAAAUAUUCCUCAAGAUUGUACAAAUUUUGAAGAAAGG
This is a messenger RNA of Racocetra persica, 347 nucleotides long. NCBI's taxonomy places the organism in Eukaryota, Fungi, Glomeromycota, Glomeromycetes, Diversisporales, Gigasporaceae. The record is from the annotation of a GenBank genome assembly.